AUGUACUACGUCCACGCGAUAAUCCUCACCCUCGUCCUCAUCACAUUCUUCUGCUGUCUCUUCGGCUACUACCUCAUGAAGAGCUGUCGACGGGCUAUCGAUCUGGAAGUCCACGAACUGGGGUAUAGUAGGGAUGUUGAGGCUGGGAUAAGAGGAGGAGGAGGGAAUGGAGGGAAGAGUGGAAGUGGAGGUGGGAAGAGUAAGAGUAAGAGUGGAGGUGGAGGUGGAGAGAUAAGGGCGGGGGAGAGUGCUGGUGGAGGAGGGGAUGGUAAUGGAGGAAGUGGAGGAGGGAAGAGCAAUAAGGCGAAGAGCAAGAGUGCAGGCGGAGGAGCUAAGGACGGAAAUGCUGGAGGAAGCAAAGCCAAGAGUGCCAGCGCGAAGAGUGGAGGAGCAGCCAAGAGUAAUACCGGUGGAGAUGGAGGUGCUCCAGCAUGGGACGACACUGGGGUAGGUGGAGGAGCAGCAGCACCAGUAACAGGAGGAGGAUGGGACACCACCGGAGGCGGAGCAGCAUGGGACACAGGUGGUGGCAACGACGUCAAGGGGAACUGGUAG
Messenger RNA from Alternaria ventricosa, 555 nucleotides. RefSeq lists its product as uncharacterized. Lineage: Eukaryota; Fungi; Ascomycota; Dothideomycetes; Pleosporales; Pleosporaceae. Bases 1 to 555 code for a protein of 184 amino acids. The transcript has a single exon. The record is from RefSeq and is a predicted model, not a curated record.